AUGGCUUCUUCGGUUAUAUUGAUGUGCAAAUAUGGUGAAGUUACUCUAGUUGUCAUGGCUACAAGAGGUUUUGGUUUCAAUGAUCUGGUGGAAAGCAUUCAUAAAAAGUGGCAGAAUUUGAGUAGUUUUGAGCUUUUUUAUGCUGUCGCUGACCAUCAUAAUUGUAGUCUGGACAAUGAUGAAGACUUUUGUAACAUGAUUGCAUUAGCUGCUGCGUUUGGUGUGACUUGUGUUGAUGUAUCUGUUGGGGUUAUUUCUUCUUCUACCAUUGAAUGCGGUAAAAGUUUGGGUGAAUGUGUUAGGAGUUUUGAAUAUGGUGAGUGUAGUACUUUUCAAGGAGAGGAAGAAGAUCCGCUUGAUAAAUUUUGUCCUCAUCAUGAGACAGUGCGUCUUUCAGCCGAUUGGGUUAAUUUGCUUAAGUGUGUUGGUCAAGAGUUCAGAGAUGGUGUAGAUGAUUUUAAGGCUUGUUUGUCCAAAUAUGCCGUUGAAAUUGGUUUCAAGUAUAAAUAUCUGAAAAAUGACAGAUCAAGAGUAACGGCCGAGUGCUGUAAGAAGCUGGAUGGUUGUACAUGGUUAAUUCACGCAACUUUAGAAAGAUCGAAUAAUUUUUUUGUUAUUAGGGAGUUUCACAAAGAGCACAACUGUAUUGGUACGUUUUUUAGUUCAAAAAAUCCUCGGAUGACCUCAAAAAUUAUUGCCAAAGAAAUUGUUGAGGAGGUUCGUUCGAAGCCAUCUUAUACACCGAUAGAGUGUUUGAAACAUUUUGAGGGGCGAUAUGGUUAUUUGAUUGGUUAUUACCAUGCAUGGUUAGCAGUUGAGAAAGCAAAUAAGGAGCUAUUUGGUGAUUUUCAAUUAUCUUUUGACAAACUCCGCUGGUAUGCUGAGGAAUUAAAGGAGAAAAACCCGGGGACUGUUAUGGAUGUGGAAUAUUGCAAUGAGACUAAUCGGUUUAUAAGGUUUUUCCUGGCAUUUGAUGCAUGCAUUAAAGGCUUCAACUAUUGUCGUCCUAUUUUGGCUGUUGAUGGUACCUUUUUGAAGGGGAGAUACAAAGGGACGCUUCUCUCAGCUAUAGGAAAGGAUGCUGAUCAAGGAUUAUUUCCUCUUGCUAUCGGUGUUGUUGACUCUGAGACAGAGGCAAAUUGGCAAUGGUUUUUGGAGAAGCUGUCGACAGUUAUUACGUGUUCUCGGCCUCUUACAUUCUUUACGGAUCGUCACUCUGGUCUUGUAAAGUACGUGCCUACAGUUUUCCCAACUGGUUAUCACUCCUACUGCUUGCAGCAUUUGAAGGGAAACCUUAGGGAUAAGCUUUCAGGUCGACUCUCGAAUGGGUUUAGGGAGAAAGUAGUCAAUCUUUUCAAUGAUUGCGCACAUGUUCCUACUGUGAUAACUUUUGCCAAGGCUCUUGAAGAGCUAUGUACUGUUGGUGGAGCGAGUGCAAAGAAUUUUGUUGAGUCAUUUCUGCUUGAGAGAUGGGCAAACUUGUACUUUGAAGGUAGACGAUAUGGUGAAAUGACUUCAAAUGCAGCUGAGUCAUUUAACAACCAGAUUCUUAAAUUCCGUCAUUUGCCAAUAUGUGAGUUGGUUGAUAAGGUAAGGGUGCUAAUCAUGGAGUAG
Messenger RNA from Rhododendron vialii, 1614 nucleotides. RefSeq lists its product as uncharacterized. Gene Ontology annotation, molecular function: protein binding. Lineage: Eukaryota; Viridiplantae; Streptophyta; Magnoliopsida; Ericales; Ericaceae. The coding region runs from base 1 to 1614 and encodes 537 amino acids. The record is from RefSeq and is a predicted model, not a curated record. The transcript has 2 exons.